GCUCGGCGGCAUCUUCGUUUCAGAGGUUUUGCGUGUGAGCGCGGCGAAGGAGGAAAAGCACACACACACAGGUUACGCGCAAGCGACUGGUAGCAAGCGGAGUUUCAGGUACUUGUGUAUCUGGUCGCUAUCUGCGUGGCCAGUACGACCACGCCGCCCGAAAAAUCGCGGGCUAGAGUUUUUGGACAGGCGGGAGUAUGCCUUGAGGAUUUGGAGGACCUGUCCAAAGGAGGUAUUGCACGUGCGCAGCACGAGUGAUUGACACGUGGGCGCCGGUAUAGAGGUGGAGAAUUGUGUGAUUGGUAGAUUGAUUAGAGGGGCUGACAAGGAAGUAGAGGCAGGUAUAGCAAGAAGGGGGAGGCAAGAAGCAGAACAGCAGGUCUUCGGGAAAAGUCGAAAUGGCAAGCGCGCAAGGUGAAAUGGUUAUUGAUCUAAAUCAUCUCAGCUGCGAUCAGCUUAGGCAAGCAAAGGAUCAGUUGGACCAGGAAUUAAAUGUUUUGAACGAUUCUUUGGCGCAGAUCAGGAGCAUAAUCUCUCAAUUCGAGGGAGCUGGGAAGGCGCUGGAAAAACUCGCACAGCAAACGGAAGGGAAGCCUGUGCUUGUUCCUUUGGCCAGCUCCCUAUACGUUCCCGGCUCGCUCACCAAUGUCGGGAAGGUACUUGUGGAUGUCGGUACCGGCUACUACAUCGAGAAAAGUGUUGAUGAUGGAGUGAAUUACUGCCAGCGGAAGGCGGCUUUUAUGAAACAAAACCAUGACAAGGUGGUUGAUGUGAUUGGGAAAAAGCAAAGUGCGGUGGAACAAGUGGCACUGACUUUUCAGGCGAAAUUGGCUGCGUCAGCAAGGGAAACAACGCAACGGAAGGCCAUCACAAUGUUCGGAGCAUCGUCGAACCCCUUCGGGGGACAGUCUUCGUCAAGCCCUUUGGGCAUAUCUAGCUCAUCCAGUGCGUUUGCCACAAGCACUGCAGCAAAUCCUUUUGCACAGGCUGCAAAUCCUUUUGCCGCAAAACCAUUUGGUCCUACCUCUGGUCAAACCUCUGGUCAAUCAACAUUAUUUGGGGGAACGUCGACUGGUGUGUUUGGUGCCGCUUCACAGCCGGCAUUCGGGGCAACGACGCCAGCUUUUGGCUCAUCUAUGCCGGCUUUUGGUUACUCUACGCCUGCUGUUGGUUCCUCUACGCCAACCUUUGGUUCCUCUACGCCAGCCUUUGGUUCCUCUACGCCAGCCUUUGGUUCCUCUACACCAGCUUUUGGUUCCUCUAUGCCAGCUUUCGGUUCUUCUGCACCAGCUUUUGGGUCCUCUGCACCAGCUUUGACGUCAUCUACGCCUGCUUUCGGGCCGUCUACACCUGCUUUUGGGUCGUCUAUGCCGGCUUUUGGUUCGUCUACGCCUGCUUUUGGGUCAUCUAUGCCGGCUUUUGGUUCCACUCCUGCAUCACCUUAUGGCACAGCGAAUGCAUUCGGUCAACAGAAGCCUGGAACGCUGUUUGGUGGGCUAGGGGCAUCAACAGGCCAACCUAACCAGUUUGGGAGCACGACUUUUGGCCAGACUCAGGCCAGCCAACCGGCCUUUGGCACGACUGCGACACCAGCGUUUGGUACGUCCGGUCCUGCAUUCGGGGCAGCGACAGCACCUGCGUUUGGUUCAUCCUCAACCCCUUUAUUUGGAGCAACGACCACAGCAGCAUUUGGGGUAGGGACUUCUUCUACACCAGCGUUCGGUGCUGGGCAGACAUCUGCCAGCACUUCUGCUUUUGGUGCCACAGCAUUCGGAACAGCUGGGGGAUUUGGGCAACAGCAACAGAGAGGCAGUCGAACGAUACCCUAUCAGGCCACCAAUGAUCCCGACUCACCUGCAGGGCAGCCUGGAAAGUUCAUGUCGAUUUCCGCAAUGCCAGCCUACAAGAACAAGAGCGACGAGGAGCUAAGGUGGGAGGACUACCAGCAGAACGACAAAGGUGGGCCUGCACCACCUGGGCAGGCCGCACGCCCAACAAGUUCAAUCCUUGGAACACCCGCACAGUCCAAUCCAUUUGGCAGUGUGACAAAUAUUGGGAGCACCAUGCCUAAUCCAACCCCCUUCGGUACGGCACCUUCUUCAAAUCCAUCCACCCUGGCUUUCGGAUCAUCAACAACCCCGGUGUUGGGUGCGACCUCUUCAUCAGCCUUCGGGUCUACCUCAUCUGCAUCGCUUUUUGGUUCCAACAUCUCCGGAUUUGGUACAGGGGGACAGCAAUCAAGCCCAGCAUUUGCAUUGCAGCCAGUCUUUCAUUCUGCACCAGCAAGCACCCUGGGGUUCAGCACAACGAAUCUGUUCGGUGCAACUAGUGGCAGCGCUCUUGGAUCGAACAUGUUCGGACCCACGAACAGUUGCUUUGGGACCUCAGGUGGAGUGUCUGGUCCAGCUGCUUCCUCCACGCCUCUCUUUGGAAGGCCCCUCUUUCCAGCCGCAUCUCCAUCCUUUGCGACAUCCUCAACCCCUGCCAGCACAAAUAUUUUUGCCAACACAUCCCCUGUUUUCAGCUUUAAUCAAACAACAGGUUCCUCUGGAUUGAUCAUGCCAACACCAUCUUCUUCCCCCUCGCUGCCUGGUGGGUUCUCGUCCCAAGCCACGAACGCAAGCUUCAGCUUUAAUACUCAGCCACAGGCAACAGCGGGGUUCUUGGGAAGCACAACACAGCUGCUGUUUCAGCAACCUGCACAGCAGCUCCAGCAGUCUCAGCAAGCAGGGAUGCUAGGCCAGCAAAUGGGUGCCGUUCUUCCCCCAGUGGCAAGUCCGUUUGGCUACAUGCCAGCAUUGCCGCAAGUGAAUUUGGGAAAGUCACGGAUCACGACACCCACCAGCGGCCAUGCUGGCAUUGCCAGCAUGCCAGUGCUGGAGAAACCAACACAGUCACAUGGAACAUCUCUGCUUACACCAAGGCACAUUACUCCACGCUCAAGAGUGAGAAUGCAUGCGCGGAGGUACCAGCCCCAGAGCGGCAGCCCAAGGGUGUCUUUCCUAGGUGAUGGAGACGACAUACCCAGCCCACCACGUGCCGACAUGCAGUUUGUCCCCAGAGAAAAUCCUCGAGCAUUGUUCAUUCGACAACCAGAUCAGUCGACAUCUCUUGGAACACCAUCAAGAAUGGCGGGUUUGAGAAGCCGGGCUGUUGCCACACCAGCAGCGAAUGACGUAUCCAACUUGGCCCUAGUUGAGUAUGAUGCAGAGGAAGCGCACACGAGGGCUGGGGUACCCUGUGCGAAUGGCCUGGGACACACACAGGUUGAUUUGCAAUCCUGUGGUCAAGGCGUUAUUGGUGAGAAGGGAGGGGAUGGAACAAGCGCAGUCCCAAAGCAUGGUCUAGGGGCAAAUGAUGAGAUUAAUGGAAAUGGCUAUGCUCCUCUUUUUGGUGGUGGGCGAGGGGAGGCCGCAAGCAGUUCUCGCGGUGACUCUGGGAUAGAUAUCGAGGCAUUGUUGCCAAAACUUCGAGAUCCAGAGUACUACACAGAGCCGAAGGCUCAGGAACUGGCGGCAAAGGAGCGUGCCAAUCCCGGCUACAUGUCUUGCGUGAAGGACUUCGUCGUUGGUCGCAGGGGUUAUGGGUCUUUAAAGUUCUUGGGCGAGACAGAUGUUAGGGGACUGGACCUGGAGGGCAUCGUGCAGUUGAAUAACUGUGAGGUGUUGGUGUACAUGGACGAAAGCCAGAAGCCUGCUGUCGGCAAGGGGCUGAACAAACCUGCUGAGGUUACACUUCUGAAUGUCAAAUGCAUUGACAAGAAGAGUGGACAGGUGCUGCAGGGGCCUGACGUGGAGAAGUUUGAAAGGAAGCUGAAAAGGAAGACUGAGCAGCAAGGUGCUGAGUUUGUGAAGUAUGAUGCCUCUAAAGGGGAAUGGGUAUUCCGAGUGGAACAUUUCAGUCGGUAUGGAUUGGGAAGCUCUUCCAAUGUGGAUGAUGUGGAUGCAGGAUUAUCAUCCAUGUGAAGAGCAGCGUGACAGGAUGCAUGAGAGGGGAUUCUUUGAUCAUGUACUGGAUACGUUGGAGGAUGAAGAAAACGAUUUGAUGACCAGUUGACCAGUGAUGUGCAUGCAUCUGACGACUAUGGAGAAUGGGAAGUGCAGGUGUGAGUUGUCGUUCUUUGUGGAAAGGGCAAAAGGUUGUGGUCGGUGAAAUGGGAAGCUGAAUCUUUUCCUAUAAGAUUCAGGAGACACAUUCAUUGGAAGCCCUGACUGGAGUCGGCGAGCUCAAGAUGUUCCCAAAUAGGAAGCUUCAAGUAUAGUUUCGUCCACCUAUGUAUCGGUCGAGGUAGCCAUUUUGCUAUUGCGGCCACAUUUUGGAGGUUUUUACCAUGAGCUGCUGACCAUAACUGCGCCGAGUUUCAUUCGGCUGAGAGGGUGAGCUUGUCGUGUGGGGAUAUGGCGAACAGGGAAAUUCCACGAUUGGUCCAUGAUGUAUGUUGACUAAGUUGAAAGGUGAUAUGGUCUGGCAUUUGGAGAAUGCAAUUCACUACAAGAUGACCUGGGAUUUAGGGAGUUACAGGAGGGCGCAUGUGCUUGCCAGACCGUCAUGACCAUCUGGGUGGUCCACUUAUUCGGUUGGAGGAGAGGGCACAUGGAGAGGGAUGCUCCCACGGCUUACUCCUGCACAGAAGUGCAGAACGUGCGGUCUGUAACCAACAUUACGAGUCGCAGAAGUCUGUCAUUUUUUGGCUUCGGUACUGGUGUAAGCUGCAUGCAACCAGAGAGCGUUGUGUUUUGUGUCGAACUCUGUGGUCUUCAACAUACGGAAUGGACAAGGUAGGGUGAGCUAUUUCUGAUAACUGAUGCCAGAGUGAGGUUUCAGUACAUACGAACGGCCCCGAAGUCCUGAAAUAGCCUGCUUGAGUCUGAAAUCCUUCGACCAGCCCUGCCCUGUCAGAGCGUGUGUCUCGGUCUGAAGCCAUGCCAAUAAGUGGUCCGGGUAUCUUCUGUACAAGGAUAUAGUAGCCAUGUACGGUUGCCACGGGUAAAAGGUGGCCGGGAACUUGGGAAUGUGCGUGGGACAGGUGCCGGGGCGGUGUGCAGCGUCCGCUAGUACCUGGCUACUUUUUCUGGUCGUGAAUUUGCAGCACAGCUCUGGACUCGGUUCCUGAAUGCUUGCUUUGAUACUUAGCUCUAGCUCCAGCCCGUAAGGGGCACGGGACACGGAUCUGGGCCCAGCUUAGAAAUUCUCUGAAGCUGGGUGCAAGGCCCAGCUGCUGAAUCCCUUGGGAGUCGGCUGCCUGCCUGGCUUCAAAAUUUCUUUGAACUCGUCUAUAGGCUCACCUUCCCAUGACUUUGGAACCCAACUCUGGUUCCAGCUUUAGAAUCCAUGGCUGGGACUGGCUUCCAGGGAAGUGUGCUUGUGUAUUCUCUGUGUGCAAAAAUGGACUUAUCCAUUUACGGGGAGGGAAGUGCGCUCGUGUAUUCUCUGGAUUUGAAUGGGCAACCACCCAGUUUAUGUUGCUGAGGAGCCUUUUGCGAGAAAGACAUACGCUGGUGGUGGUCCUGCCUCUUACGCGUUGUGGGAACUGGCGUUCAAUGCAACAGUUGGGAAAUGGUUUGAGUUGUCUGUAGCCCGAAGGCGUUUCUUCUGAAAGCUUUUUGGUGCAGCCUGGACAAUCCACUUAUAGAGGUUGCCACACAUUUCUGCGAAGAGGAAAGAUGUCGCUUCCGGGUGUGUCCCGUGUACCUUUGCACGGUUUGCCGCUCCAUCUGCUCAAGGGAUGGGACUCGGUAUCCUGAAAAAGUUGGACCUGGUUUCCUCUUCUUUGAAUGCUUUUUUCAUCAACAGGACUCCGUCGUGGUAUGCUGCAGAGCACAUGGAUCUUGUGCUUAUGUGGUGGUGUCUGGGGGAAAGGUACAGCUCCGGUGCUGGCAAGGCUCAUCGGGCCAUGAAUUGUCUGUGUCAGAGUGUCUGUCUAUAGCCGGCGGCUGCGUUGGUGCGCAUCUGCGUGCUGUCGUCUGCAUUUUCGGGCACCCAGGUGUGCAUUUCUUACCGCUAGAACGGUUGUCGUAGAAAAGUUGAAGGUGUGCGAUCGAUGCACUGAGCGAGAGUUAUCGAUUGCAUUGAGCGAGGGUGAUCGAUGUAUCGAGCGAUGUGGUGUAGGCGGUGGGUGAUCCAUGCAUGCCUUUACCAAUAGGAUUGCUCUUGGUUAGCUGGUUCAGCUUUCAUAUUCAGUGGCAAUGCCAUGUUGUGCGCGUGUUUUAUCGGCGCUUCUUUUGUUUGUGGGGCUCUCUGUGCUACUGGCUGCUAACAUUCGUGUUCUGCGAGCUGUGCAGAUUUCUCUUAUGUUUUGCUACUAGUAGCCUGUGACUAUCUUGAAGGCGCCAGCGCAAGUUUUUUUUUUUGCAGAGAGGUGUUUGCCAAUUGUUCGAUUCUUUGCCGAUCGAUCUUCGAGAAUGGGUAUGUUUCUCUGAUUCACUGGACAUCUUUCCUUUCUAGGGGUGCCUGCAGAUUGUCUGAUUCUUUCCUGUUUGUUUGUGCUCGACUUAAAGCAUAUACUCACGCCAGGGCUUUUUUAUUUUUCACUUAUUUUUGGACGUUAUUGCUGUCAGAUACAUCCAGGUCUGCCAUUAAAUGUGGUCAGAUGCAUUGAAGAUGGUCCUAGUAUUUUGUCAUUCUUUGCCCACUCUUGAGUUUGAAGAGACACCCUUGAUUCUGUUGAUUUUCCUUGCCAGGGUUGCUUGCAGGUUAUCUGAUUCCGCCGCAUUGCAUUUGGCAUCAACUCUGUCGGAGGGUGUCAAACAGAUUUUCUUUCUGGUUAUCCCUGGCUCUCGAUUUGUGCCGCGGAGUGGUGGUAGAUUGUUUCGUAGGAGUAGGUGUGUUAUGUGGGCGCUACGAUUAAGGUAGGAGAUGGUGAGCAGGUGUGAGCUCUUUCGGUAUAGUAGUGAUUACUGCUGAAGCUAUUAGUGAGUCAUGGACGGUGGCUCCCGGUUCAACUUGUGGGAGCUGAUAGAACUGAGAUACAUAUCGCUGAAGGUUUGUACUUGUGUUGGUAGAGAGGGCUUGUGUAUUGUUUUCAGCUGUGCUGGUUAACAGCAAUUGUUGAUUGUUCUCGGCUGUGGAUUGAUUGUCUGUUUCAUGGGAUUGUACUAUUGUUGUAGUCUCUGUUCGUCUGUGGCCUCCUGUGCGUUGAGGAGGAGGGGUUAGUGAAGCAAUUUUGCAGAGUCGAUUAGUCUCUUCGGAGUGCAAACGAGUUUGCGCACUUGCGAUAUCUGUUAUAGACCUUGCUGUGACGGGCUUCGUAUGAAUGAAAUGUGCCUGAUAAGGAGGGAGCUGCACUGUUUGAUCGUCACAGCAUCUGAUAAGGGGGAGCGAGUGGGGUGCCAAAGGAGGGAAUAGGUGUGUAUGUUUCCCUCCCUUAUCGACAUUGAAGGGAAAGUAUAGGGGGAGAGGGUGGGGUGCUAAGGGAGGGAAUGUGUGUGCACAUGUUUCCCUCCACAUUCCCUCCCUUGUCAACAUUCAAGUCAAGUGGGGUGAGCAAGUGGCGUGCCAAGGGAGGGAAUAUGUGGAAAUGUUUGACCCGAGAGCCGAGUCUUUGGUCACCGUAACACUAUUGACGGCAUGGAGGUGUUCUCAUUGGCAUGCUCACAAAGGUAGUAUGUACUAUGUAAGUAUAUAUUUCCAGAAGCUGUGAGCUCACUUCAUCUGAGAACUAGGGUUUGUAUGAACGAGUUCGGUUGUAGAACCAAUCAAGCAUAUGUCGUUUCCUUUUCUUUUCUCCUUAGGUGUUCUAGAGAACAGAAAAUGACAGGAGACAAAUGGAUAAGCAGGGUAUGUUGAUAUGUGUACGUGUCAAUGGGCUGCACUGCUUGCGAACGACAUCUGAAUCACAAUGAGGAUUUUGCGCAAUGCACUGCAGUGCAAAUGACAUCCGAGUCACAAUGACCAUUUUGUUUGCUCAAAAAGAGAAGCAGUGUGCACGAGACAGGAGGAUAAAAAAUAUGCUGUGUGGGUGAUUGUACGGGGGAUUGACAGUCGGGGGAAAGAAAGGGAACAAGCUGAUGCCAUGGCUGAUGUAGCCGAGUGGGCACGGCUGACUUACCUCAGGGAAGAACGAGAGAGCGUGAGGUGGUGGUCAUAGCCGCGCAAUGGAGUGA
Molecule: messenger RNA, 8102 nt
Organism: Chara braunii
Lineage: Eukaryota; Viridiplantae; Streptophyta; Charophyceae; Charales; Characeae
Source: the annotation of a GenBank genome assembly